AUGAUCUCAUCUUCUCUUUCUGUUAAUAUUUCAUCUCUUGGAUAUAUGGAUGAUGCGAACUGGAUUACUAGCUCCAAAGAAGAUCUCAAAUAUAUUUUGGAUAUAGCUGAUGAAUAUUAUUCUUUCACAAGAGCUGCGAUCAAUAAGACCAAAUCAAGAUUACUUACUAAUGCUCUUUUUUCUUCUGACCUCAUUCAGUUAAAAUUUGAAUUAUUCUAUAUCCUUAUUAUACCA
Molecule: messenger RNA, 234 nt
Organism: Funneliformis geosporum
Lineage: Eukaryota; Fungi; Glomeromycota; Glomeromycetes; Glomerales; Glomeraceae
Source: the annotation of a GenBank genome assembly